AUGGAGGUGGCCAUUGAGGCAGAGAAGUUAGAGUUGCAAUCAGUUAUGCAGCGUUACGCGCUGUUGUGCCACACAGCACAGACGCUGCCGCAUGGCAAGUGCAUCACCAACCGUGAACGGCUCUCGCUCUACUGUGAGUUGCAGCGAUUGCGUGAGGCGUUCUACGGUCUGCCACGGCGUGCGCAGCCGGUGGCAGACAGGCAGAAGCUGCUGCGCCACCUCGAUGAGAUGGAGGCGGCGCAAUGCACUGCACUUAACUUCCGAGAUGAGGCCUUGACGCUGUGGCAGUCGCUCACCUGCCAGUUGUGCUUCACACUCUAUGUGCUGUGCUUUUGCGUCGUGGACCCGGUGAUGCGACGGCUGCGCUUUGGUAGCGUGGAGCGGCUGCGGCGCCACGGACUGCACGCCGUCUCAGUGUGGAUCAUGCAUUGUCUACAGAUUCCCACAUCCAUGACCUUCGAGAAGGCACUGCCCACACGCAGCGGCGGCAGUACCGGUGAUAACGAUGACGAUGAUCCGUUCUACGUGGUGUUCAGCCCGCAACAUUGGAUUGAGGUGGUGGGCUUCUGGUCGUGCCCGACAAAUCCGCUGCUGCACGACCCGCGCGUCCAGCUACUCCUCGCCCCUGACGGUUGCAGGGCCCUGCCGUUCGAAGUGCUCUGGCAGGGUGUGCAGCAGGAAAUGCGCGGCAGUUCUGCGGUUGUCGAAACAAGUAACGACAGCAGCAAGGCACCCACACACGACACAGGGGUGGCAGAGGUGAAGCCGAUUGUGCAGUCAACGUUUGGCUACCCUCUUGCCCUGCGCGUGGCUGACGGAGGGGAGGAGGUGGCUGCUGCUCCUCCCCGGCUGCUUCCUGUCGUCUCUGCCGGCCUGCCCCGUGUGCUCUUCGUGAGUGACGCGGUGGCGCGCUCAGACGUGCAGAUGCGGCGUACACAGCAGGAGGCGUACGAGCAAGUGCGGCAGCGGCAAUACAACUCCCGCCCCGGUGCAGCAACAGGAGGACGGCGUUUCGGUAGAAGUGAUGAAAAUAAUGCUGCUGCUGCUGCUGCUGCUACCACCGCCGCUGGGUCUGUGACGGAGUGCGGUAUGAUAUGUGAACCGCAGCUGCGUGCAUGGCGGAAGCACGGUGGUGUGCCGCUGUGGCACCGCGUAACUUGGGGCGCAACGUACGGUGGUGUGGGGCGUGAAGGUAACCGCGACCGGCGUGAAUUGGCAUUCCGCGUGGGUCGCCUCUGCCACGCGAGAGAGUUGAUAGCUGAGGAGAUAAAGCUGCAGCAGCAGCAGCUUAUGCUGACGAUGGCGGAAGGUGAGGAAGCGGGACUGUUGUCUCUGGGGUGA
Messenger RNA from Trypanosoma grayi, 1341 nucleotides. RefSeq lists its product as hypothetical. Lineage: Eukaryota; Euglenozoa; Kinetoplastea; Trypanosomatida; Trypanosomatidae. The transcript has a single exon. Bases 1 to 1341 code for a protein of 446 amino acids. The record is from RefSeq and is a predicted model, not a curated record.